Messenger RNA from Nasonia vitripennis (jewel wasp), 5124 nucleotides. RefSeq names its product epsin-2 (gene lqf). Gene Ontology annotation, cellular component: plasma membrane; clathrin vesicle coat; endosome. The coding region runs from base 754 to 2439 and encodes 561 amino acids. NCBI's taxonomy places the organism in Eukaryota, Metazoa, Arthropoda, Insecta, Hymenoptera, Pteromalidae. Gene Ontology annotation, biological process: endocytosis. Gene Ontology annotation, molecular function: phospholipid binding; clathrin binding. The transcript has 16 exons. The record is from RefSeq and is a predicted model, not a curated record.
AACGGAGCAGCAGCAGCAGCACUGGACGGAAUAAAAAAGCGGAGCGGAGAGAGAGAGAGAGAAAGCCGUAGUCAGCAGAGAGCUACUACGGUUUGUUAAACCUACUGAGAAAGAGAGAGAGAGAGAGGACAGCUCAGCUCCAAAGUCACCGUCAGCAGCAGCGGAAAAGGCUACACACAAGCAUCUAGUAUAGUAGAGCCAGCAGAGCAGCGGAGAGUGCGCGUACACGCCACAGACGCACACACGCUAAAAUAACAGAAGGAAUUUCCCUCGUUGACGUCGUGGCCGCAGCAGGAUAUUGCUCCGAUCGUGUGCAGGCCGAGUGAAGUGCCAGAGCAGUGUCGUGUCCCGGACUCGGGUGUGCGCGUCAAAGAAAGAGAAAGAGAGAAAAGUGUACGUCCGCGCCCAGCGUUCUGUCAAGUGUCGAGUAUAGAAGAGAGAGAGAGAGAGAGAGAGAGAGAGAGAGAGAGAGAGAGAGAGAGAGAGAAAGAGAGAAAGAAAAACGGAGCCAGACUCGACUGCAGCCUCGAAAGGAGAGACGAGACGAAGGAGAAGAAAACGAGGCUCUCGCGAACCUGCGGUCGACCGUAGCGGAGGAUAUAUUGUUUUCGGAGCUGAACGAUAACGCUGUGAACGCGUAGCUGGCAUUUUUUUCUUCGUUGGGCGGAUAUCUUAUCCGGACGCUUCGAAAAUCCAUCGCUGACAACGCCACUAUAAUAGCUACCACUGCUCUUUUCCUACUCCUUCGGCGAAAUGACCUUGGAUAAGAUGCGGCGACAAGGCCAGGACGUGAUGCAGGUUAACUUGGCGGGCAUCAGGCGGGACAUCGUCAAUCUUGCUCACAACUACAGCAAUGCUCAGAAAGCUGUGCGUAAAGCAACGAGCAACGACCCCUGGGGUCCGAGCAGUACUCUCAUGGCCGAGAUCGCCGACCUGACCUACAACGUCGUCGCCUUCACGGAGAUCAUGCAGAUGCUCUGGAAGCGUCUCAACGAUCACGGCAAGAACUGGCGUCACGUCUACAAGGCUCUCGUGCUCCUCGAGUACCUCAUCAAGACCGGCACCGAGAAGGUCGCCCAGCAGUGCAAGGAGAACAUCUUCGCUAUUCAGACGCUCAAAGAUUUCCAGUACAUGGAGGGUCAUAAGGAUCAGGGGAUUAACGUGAGGGAGAAAGCUAAGCAACUAGUGGCCUUAUUGAGAGACGAUGAGAGAUUGAGGAACGAGAGGGCGAGGGCACUCAAGGCGAAAGAGAGGUUCGCUCAAUCGCUCAGCGGUUUCGGUAGCGACGGCGUCGACACAGUCUCGCCCGUCAGCAGCGAUUUCCAAGAAUGGGAACCGUGUCAUCUGUCGGAAUCUUCAUCGAGACCCGAGUUGGAGGCUGCCAGACCUCAGACGGUAGGCGAAGAGGAACUUCAGCUGCAGCUUGCCCUAGCAAUGUCGAGGGAGGAGGCCGAGCAGGAAGAGCAGCGAAGGCGUAGCGAUGAUGUCAGAUUGCAACUGGCGCUCAGCCAGAGCCAGCAAGACUUUAAGACGCCUCAGGAAAAGCAGAGUCAUAUGCUUGAUCUGCUCGACGUGAACUUGGGAGAGCCUAGUGGAGCUAAUGCUCAAACUGAUCCGUGGGGAGUGCCGAUAGCGGCACCGCCGCCCCCGAGACCUCAGUCGCUGGACUUUGCCCUAUUUCGUAUGUCAAAGCCACAAAACGACCCAUGGUCUGUUCCAACCACAAAUAGUGCUACUGCAGCAUCUGCAGCAUCUGUAGCAUCUGUUGAUCCCUGGGCUCCAGUUCUACCGCAGAGGCCAAGAUCUCCAGCUGCUACUGUCGAUCCAUGGAGAGCUCCAGCGCCGUCACCGGCAACAGUCACUCCAGCACCUGCUCGGGUUGUAGAUCCCUGGGCCCCUGUGACAGCAACUAGUACAGAUGCUAAGUCUCCGCCACCAAUUGGAUUCAAUGUUUCCUCCAGCAACGGUUUCAACGGCCUGGGAUCUACUUUUAACAGUACAUCAGCUUCAAAUCAGGGAAGCAGCAGUCCACUUGGCGAUCUUGAUGAAUUUGAUAUCAUUAGCAAUAGAAACAAAAUCGGAUCUAGUCCGCUGCCUAUGAACAAUGGAAACACAACGUCGCCCGAUCCGUUUGAUUUACGUGGCCUUAGCGAUACUAUGCCUGCUAGCACUGGUGCUGUGAAAAAGACUCCGCAAUCGUUCUUGGGAGAGAACUCGGCUCUUGUAAAUCUGGACAAUCUCGUGAGCGCGUCGUCAAUUAAGGCUCCUGCUCCAGCACCCGCAGCACCCGUACCAUUCGCGGCGAACCCAUUUGCACCGGUGACGCCUCCACCGCGUCCGUCGAUCAACCAGAUCCGGCAGGAUCCCUGGAGCAGCACGAGCGUCGCCGCGAACUCGACGCCUACGCCCACGGCCGCGGCCAACCCGUUUCUCUCGUAGCCGAGCCAUCGUCUCGCGUCCGGAUCAGCAUACGAUGAUGAUGAUAAACGCGCCCGACAAGAGCUGCAGAGGGCCGUAUGAAGCCACGAUAUUAAUUUCCAAAACGAAGCCCUGUGCGGUAUAAACUGAUGAUCAUUCAAAGACUUCGACAGUACAUCGACUGCGAGCAGCAGAGGAGGGAGGCGAGGGAAUUAUUGACUGUCACCAAAUUGAAUGUUGUUACAUUGCAAACAGAUACACACGGAUGUGAACACUAUAGGCUUGGAAAGGACUGGGGCGAGAAAAGAGAGACGCGCUAGGAAAUCGAAAAUCAAUUCGUAUUUUACCUUUGAACGCUUAAAGAUUCGUAUGAUAAAAAGAUAGAUUUUAUACUUACUCCUUUUUCAUAUAUGUAUAGAAUAUUUUUCGAGUACCCGAGAAGUAAACGACGCCGGAUAUUGAGAAGAAGGUACUUUCUUUUUGUAGUGCGAUUAUUAUAUAUAUAUAAUGUCCGAUCGUGGAAAUUACAAAUCGAAUCGAAUGAAAUAAUAGGAUGAUUAUGAUGAUGAGGAUGCAGAGGCGUAAUGCAUUUCACGUUUUACGGUAAGAGAUGGAAACAGAUAAAGGCACGCGAGAACGUGUCUUUGAUUUAUUUUAUCGAACAGGGUUCUGUUUUUAAGGAAUACGAAAACAAUGAGACUCGUUCGAUAAACGAGCUUCAGGAAUCUUCGGUCAUUUCAUCGGCCGAAGUUUCCUGCUAAAACUCUGCUGUAAGCAAACACUAUUCUUUUUUUAUUAGAUGUAGCACACGUAUACAAGAUUUUUUAGUUAAAUGACACGGAAAGCAGCCUAAGUAAAUAAUCAAUUUAUAAUUGUCAAGAGCAAGUGAAGAUCCUAAGAUUUUUAUUUUACUAAACUGGGAAAGAAAACGUGCAUUUUCUUUUCCUGCCAUGCAAUAAUUAAACAUUGGUUUAAAGUGUCGGUGGAGGAUAAUCUUUAAGUGCAGCGGUCGAGGUAUAUAGGAAAAACUCUUUUACGAAUCUAACUGUGCUUUAAUAUGAAUCGUAUGAAAAUUAAUUUUACUUUUAUUUUUAUUAAGAAAGAACGACAGGCGCGCGUGCACGCGAUAUACAAGCACCGAUCAAUGAAUUUUUAGACCUGUCGUCUUUACUCGUAUUGAUUGAUUUUACAGGUCACAACAUUAUAGGGAAAUGUAAAUAUGAAUUAUUGAGCGACCCUAUUAUUUACCAGCAGUUGCUUCAUAUUAUUAUUAUUACUAUAUUUUAUUUUAUUAUAUAAUUAUGAAUAUUGCAAUGUUUAUAUAUAUAUAUAAAACGGCUAUUGUGACAGCGCCUUUCAAAAUAUUUUACUAUAACAAAUGGCAAUGUUUGAAUGCAAGGAUUGUGUUUUCUGGAGUAGCUAGUACCCACGCUACGCAUGCAUAUUUUGAGUGUCUCCAUACUUAUAGUCGUUUGAUACAUUGAAAUUAAAAAAUAAAUUGUUUUGUAGAUAUGAUAAAUUAAUCAUGGAAAAAAAUGGGUAAAUUUUAUUUUAAUCAAAUACUUUUUGUAAGAUACUGAAAUAAUAUUUUUGAAUUACUAAAUGUUAACUUGCAAUCAAAAAGUUAAUAUUCGAUUUUAGUUGAAUCAAAUCAAACUGUGUCACCCUUCAUUUGAUCGUAACUAUAAUAUGAUUGUGCACUUUAAUUGUAAAAUGCGUAAGAUCUGCACUUUUUGAAUCAUAGCAUUGACACUUUUUUUAAUUCAUGAUUUCAUGCACAUAUACUUUGGAAAUGAUUGUACAAUUUCAUGGCGAAAAUAAAGUGAUCAGGAAGAAAUUGCAGAUAAUGUGGCUUUAAAAUGAACGCAUGCAAUGUGCGUACUUAUAAAUUAUUGAGGAUACACAAAGUGAGAAAUUAUUGAUAAAUACAUUCGAAAGAGAUGCAAGUAAAAUGAGAUUUAAUAUGGCUUUUAAGUUUCUUUUAUUUUAAUGUAUUAAUUGAUGAAAUAAUAUUUCGAAAUGCAUUUUUUAUUUAUUGUGAGCAAUAAAUUUCUAAAUAUACAACAUUGUGUGCAAUUUCUUUAGAAUAUUUUUUAUACACUUGACUUGAAAAAAAGUAAAGAGAUGUUCCAUUAAUUAAUGCUAAAAGUAAUAUUAAAGCUGAAAGUCUCAUUUAUACAACUAUUCUCCUACAAGCAAUUGUUUUGUCAUUCAUCAAGAUUUCUACAGUUAUUUUAAUGAAAAAAUCUAAAUUGUCUAUUUUUUAUAAUCCCGAUCUUAUGAUUUGUUGCGUGAGAGAUUUGUGGAAUAAUGGUUGCUUUUCAUCUUGUUGUCUGUACAUGUACUCAAGAUCGCAUUCAUAUAUGCAUAGACAAAAGGAUUAUUUCGUGUUUAUGUUAUUUUUAGUUGUAUACAUCGUAUUUACUAUUUUUGUAAGGACCAGAACUUCGAUGCUCUGUGAAUUAUCAAACUUUCAUCAUUACUUACGAUCUUGAAUGGCUAGAAGAAAAUACAACAUCUUGCAAAAAUAAUUUCGAGACUUGGUAUAAUAACGAUAAAUUAUUAUAUAUUUUAGUAGAUAAUAUACUGUACACCUAUUUCUAAUAUUAUUACUAUUAUUAUUACAACCAUUAUUAUUACUAUGUAAUAUUAUGUUAUUAAUAUUAUGAUGUAAAAAAAACUUUAAGUUAAAUCUUCAUAUAGGUA